Parascedosporium putredinis is the source of this 996-nucleotide messenger RNA. The record is from the annotation of a GenBank genome assembly. NCBI's taxonomy places the organism in Eukaryota, Fungi, Ascomycota, Sordariomycetes, Microascales, Microascaceae.
AUGGCUGAAUUCCCCACUAAGAAGUGCGGUGUCCUCGGCUGCACGGGUUCCGUCGGCCAACGCUUCAUCCUCUUGCUCUCCAAGCACCCCUACCUCAAACUCCAUGCCCUUGGCGCCUCAGCGCGCUCCGCCGGAAAGAAAUACAAGGAUGCUGUUAGCGGUCUUGACUCGGACGUCGCAGGAGACAUUGAAACCGAGUUCCAAAACGCUGGUCUCGCCGUCUUCUCCAACUCCAAGAACCACCGCCAGGAUCCUACCGUCCCUCUCGUCAUCCCUACUGUCAACCUCAACCAUCUCGACCUCAUCCCCCACCAGCGCAAGCUUCGCUCUUCUGAUAAGGGUCUUCUUGUCUGCAACUCUAACUGCGCCGUCGUCGGCGUCGCCGUUCCCUUCGCCGCCCUCCAAGCCGCCUUUGGUCCCAUCGACUUCGCUUCCGUCGUCACGAUGCAGGCCGUUUCCGGCGCCGGCUACCCUGGUGUCUCCUCCAUGGACAUCAUGGACAACGUUGUGCCCUUCAUCUCUGGUGAGGAGGACAAGCUUGAGACUGAGGCUCGCAAGAUUCUCGGCACGAUGACCACCGACGGUACCGCGUUUGAAGAACAGAGUGCCCUUCGCAUCUCUGCCGCCUGCAACCGCGUGGGCGUCAUGGACGGCCAUACCGCGUGUGUCGCCCUGAAGUUCAUGAGGCAGCCUCCUCCCUCAGCCGAAGAAUGCAUCGAGGCGCUUCGGAACUACACAAGCGAGGCCAAUGCUUUAGGCUGUCCCUCGGCGCCUAACCCACCCAUCAAGGUAUUUGACGAGCCGGACAGGCCUCAGCCUAGGCUAGACCGAGACCUGGAGUCAGGCUACACGGUGAGCGUCGGACGAGUAAGAAAGGAUGAUGGUGGUAUCUUUGAUCUCAAGUUUGUGUCCUUGAGCCAUAAUACCGUUAUCGGUGCUGCGGGCGGCUCUAUCGUCAACGCCGAGGCCGCCAUCCUCAAGGGCUAUAUACAGUAG